Molecule: messenger RNA, 1548 nt
Organism: Striga hermonthica
Lineage: Eukaryota; Viridiplantae; Streptophyta; Magnoliopsida; Lamiales; Orobanchaceae
Source: the annotation of a GenBank genome assembly
AUGGACGCUCCGACAACUAUCUCAGCCUCGGAGCUGGAUCUUUUCCUCUCACAACCAGAUUUUCGCGAGGCAAUAGCAGCUAUUCUCGGAAAAAAUAAAAAAAUACAAAAGGAUAAAGUAGCAAGCAAAGUCUUGGAAGAAGGUGAAAUUUUGGCAGACCAAAUCGAGAAAUCAACGACAGAGUUUCGAGUCGGAUCGCUACCAGUGACUCUCCGUCAAGAUCCGCUUUCGCCGGAUAAAUCGGCCAACCCGCCGAUGCCAGAUCCUCUGCUAACCAAUGGCGGCGUUGACUUUGGAUCGCAGCUCCAUGGCCAAGUGGAUGGAGCGUCUGAUUCCCCUCAGCUCACAUGUCACGCGUACGGGCCGGACCUUGCCAGGUUAGAAUCGGGCCUAUCCUAUUUUGGGCCUCUUAACAGCCCACAAACUACAUUAAAUCAAAGGCCCAACUUUCAUCAGCCUGGGCCCGCCCUCUUAAACUCACAUUCCUUUAAUCAACAAUUUGGGCCAUCCCCUACUUUAGCCCAACAUGCUCUCCAUUCUCAACCCAUUCCGUCAAUUCACCACUCCCAACCCAAUUCCCAGCCCGCUACAAAAUUUAAGCAGCAAGAUUCAGUUCAACCAAUUCCUUCCCCGACUAACAACCAUGAAGAAAACGCCAACCUCGAUUCCAGAGAAUCCAUCAGACUUGUACAGGAAGAGGGCGUGGCAAUUGUGGGACCAAUUACAUCAGCUGCGGACUGCACUCCCGUACAUACCCCCAUGACGGUCAAGGGCGGCUCGACCCCUGCGUGCGCCGUCUGCAAGUACCAGAGACGACGGUGCAGCCCCAAUUGCCCGCUGGCCCCUUACUUCCCGGCCAACCAGCCGAAGAUGUUCCAGAACGUUCACCGUCUCUUCGGGGUGUCCAACAUAACCAAAAUACUCGAGAGCCUCGACGACCCGAUACACAAGGACGACGCCAUGAAAUCCAUCAUUUUCGAGGCCGAGAUGCGGCACAAUUUCCCCGUCCAGGGCUGCUGCGUCAUAUUGUCGCAGCUGCGUUUUCAGUUACAGUGCGCUCUCGAGGAGCUCCAUCAUCUGAAUUCGAAGAUAGCCGAUUGUAAGGAACAGUUGAGUAGUAAUAGUAAUAAUAAUAGCAACUAUCAUCAUCAGUCGAUGAUGAGUUUCGAUUGUGGACCUUCGGAUAUGUGCCGGAGCUUCCAAAUUCAACCGAUGGAGAAUUACGAAAUUGGCCCUAGCGGGUUUGUUCCUGAUGAAAUAUAUGAUUGUAACGGCACGAGCACAGUUCAGUCGAUACAAGCACAAAUGGAUGCUUUUGGGAUCCAACAAGAUCAGAAAAACAAUGUUUAUUAUCCAGAUUUUGAAGGAAUGGUUGAUCGAGAUUGUUGGACGAAGACCCAAUUCGAAUCAAGGGCGAAUUGCAUUGUUGGCAUGUCAUCAGAAUCAUCUAAAAGAGAAACAAAAGCAGCACAGAACAUAUGUGAGAGCGAGUUAAAGACAGCUGCGGCAGGGCUCACUCUUACUAUGAACCGGACUUCGAAUUCAUGA